Vigna umbellata (rice bean) is the source of this 1072-nucleotide messenger RNA. RefSeq lists its product as uncharacterized. The record is from RefSeq and is a predicted model, not a curated record. NCBI's taxonomy places the organism in Eukaryota, Viridiplantae, Streptophyta, Magnoliopsida, Fabales, Fabaceae.
CUUCUUGCUUCUGUCUUCUCCUUCUAUCAUAUUCUAUGCUCAUUGGCCAUGACCCAAACCAUGUCUGGCCCAAAUGAUUGGCUUCAAUUCUACAAUCAACAUCCCGUACCAUCGAUCCCUGACUUCACUGUUACCACCACCACCACCACUCCAGCCACCGUUCCAACAAGUUCUGACUUCCCAAAUACCAGUCCAUCAACUUCAACCCAUUUAGGUCCAGAAGGACGCGUGGGAAAACCUACGCGCCGUCGCUCUCGGGCCUCACGGCGAACUCCGACCACCUUGCUCAAUACAGACACCACAAAUUUCCGAGCCAUGGUUCAACAAUUCACUGGAGGCCCGAAUGCACCCUUUGCAGCAAGCCCAUCAGCAGCACCUCAGGUGCUGCCGAACCUCUUGGGCUUUGGGUUCCCCUCACGCCCUAUCCCUUCUCUAAGCCCAACACCCCUUGUUAUGUCAUCAUCACCCCCUCUAAGCUACCACCAUCUUCAUCAACAAGGUCAACAUCACCAACAACAAGAAAACAUGUUUCAGCACCAAAACCAACACUACAAUCUGUACAGUGAUGGUGGCUCACAAGGUGAAGACCACAACAGCAACAGCAACAUGUUUUUUCAGAGGCUAAGUAACAACCCAGUGAGUCCUCCAGCAAGCAAUCGUGACGGGCUGGUGAAUUUGGAUCAGGGGCGCUUCUUCCCAAACAGUUCUUCUUGAUUGAUUUAAGUGCGUAUUUGAUUCACUCGAUAGAUGCAGAUCCUUAGUUUGGAGUGAAAUUGAAAUCACAUAUUCAAGAUUUCCAAACAUGCACCACAGAAAAACACAGAAGAAGGAAAUUGAGCACACCCUUCUGAGUUGUGAGGUCAAGUUCUUGUUCCGUGGGAACACGGGUAGCAGGUUUUCUCUUUGAUCCGCAUGCUAAGGCUUGAAAGAGACAUAAAGCAGACGGUUAGGUGCUAACUUGGCCAGAAUUGUUGACCCACCUAUGUAAAAUAUAAAAUAUUAUCAUAUAGUACACUCUCAUUUAGCUUUUUUCUUUCUUUUAUUGUUAUGAUAAUAUUACUAUUAUCUUAUU